Podarcis muralis (Common wall lizard) is the source of this 1918-nucleotide messenger RNA. It is a transcript of the gene SPATA6L, whose product is annotated as spermatogenesis associated 6 like. NCBI's taxonomy places the organism in Eukaryota, Metazoa, Chordata, Lepidosauria, Squamata, Lacertidae. Gene Ontology annotation, cellular component: sperm head-tail coupling apparatus. Gene Ontology annotation, biological process: spermatogenesis. The record is from RefSeq and is a predicted model, not a curated record. Gene Ontology annotation, molecular function: myosin light chain binding.
GGGAGAAGGCAGAAAGGGGCCACCUGCCGGCGGGACCGGUUGUUCCAUUGCACCAAUUUCCCGGCUAGGACGUUUUUGACACCAAACGGCAGCCUGCCUUUCAUUUCGGCAGAAAUUCAACAGGUGAUGCUCCUCCUCCACCUGCUGAAAUCCUGCAGCUGUGCGAAAGGCGCAUGAUGAGCCUCGCCGAGGAAAAAGAAGCAGCUUGCAAAGCUUGCAAGGAGGAAAUCUCCAGCUGCCUAGGCUCUUCUCGCCUAAGCAGUUUUGCUCGCGAGUAAACCCAGCCCCCGCCGUCAGAGGGAGAGAGAGGCGCCUGGGGGAAAGGACCCGAGGCCCUCCUCCCCUCCCUUCCCUCCCCGCGGCGAGCGAGGGACGCUGGAACGUUGGCGUCGCCAUGGCAACACGACGCUUUCUCUCCCCCCCCCCACCCGCACGGCGACGGUGUGGCUGUCCUGGCGGAAGGAAGAGCCCCUCUCGCGCCCCGGAGGAUGCCGCUCAAGGUGGUGGUGGAGCUGCAGAUCCACGCGGUCUCUUGUCCUGGUGUGUACUUGACGGACAAGAAUGAUGUUUAUCUGCAUGUUUGCAUCCUGGGCCAGUGCAAGGAAACUGAGAGCCUUCGACCCAUCUUCCCUCUCUUGUUCCACGAGAAAAUGUGGUUUGAAAAGGUAUUUGAAAAAGCUACAGAUCCUGUUGCUGUUGUAGAAUUGCUAGAAAGAAAUGUAACAAAGUUCCGAUUAGUCGAAGUGGUACCUUCAGGGAAAGGCGAGCUUGCAUUUUAUGAAGCGAAUACUCGAGGUUUUCUGUUUCCAGAGCCUAAGCUGACUCCUGCGUAUCCUGGUGUGGACAGAGAGUUAUUAAUGAAGACACGCCCUUCUUUCCCAGGCAUUGCACCAAAAUUAGAGUUUUCCACAAGGACAACUAUUACAGAACUUCCACUUCUGUCCAGAAGAUGGUAUCGUGGCAGAAAUAAGAGCAGGUUGAGAAGGGCUGUCUCAGCAUCGCCCCGGCGGAGGAGCAUUUCACCGGCACGAUGUAAGACAACAAAGAAUAAGGGCUGUAGGCGAUUCUCAAGAUCAUUCCCAUCGCGCUCUCCUUCUCCAACAAGACGUCUCCAGGAGUUUUGCAGGGAAAGCCGGCAACAGACGCCUUCUCUGAGCUUGAGGUCUGUUAAGUUCACGUCAGAAUCAGACCCCAGGCCGCCUUUUGUAGUUCGACAUGUAGAUUCUUCUAAAAUGUUUUCUGAGCCAUAUUGGAUUUCAAGUCAAAAUACGAGCUCUUCAAGGAAUUCCCACAAACUUCAGUUGAAGCGAGCAUUAUCGUACGAUAGCUGGAAGUCUGCAUGCCCAGCAGCAAAGGUAACCAGAGAGCUGGAUAUGCAAUACAGCUUGGAUCCUGGUUCAUCAUCACUUGAAACAAGGGAGCCUAUUGAUUUUGAUUACUCUCUUUCUCUUUGCCACAAACCUUCAUCUGACUCCUCAAAGCGCUACCGAUCACCAAGCCCAUGUGCGCGGUGGGCGUCUCCUCAACACAGGAUAUAUUCCAGCCCGAAUUCAAGCUGGGAAGAGAUUAACGAGAGAGUGAAAAACCUUCUAACUUCAGACGAGGCCAUACAAAGACUAUCCUUUGGAGCCACUGAUUCCGAAAUUGAUGAUGUCCUUGAAAGAAGGUCCAUCUCUUUGAGGAGUUCCCCACUGUGUGACUCAACGGAACAAAGAUACUGCUUGUAACUGCUGCCAUUGGCAAGAAAGAAUGCAGCAGCCUUGGGAUAUCGACCUGAAGACCCAUUGCUGGCAAGACUUUUGUUCUAGAGCUAACUGAUGAAUGGUUUAUUUUCUGUGUGAUGUUAUGUCUAAAUUGGUUUGAAAACAACACUCUGUAUUGUAGUGCUGAUUAAAGGUUUGAUUUAUACAUUUUCAAA